Molecule: messenger RNA, 1063 nt
Organism: Penicillium samsonianum
Lineage: Eukaryota; Fungi; Ascomycota; Eurotiomycetes; Eurotiales; Aspergillaceae
Gene: pre2
Product: proteasome core particle subunit beta 5
Exons: 6
Coding region: 61-951 (296 amino acids)
Cellular component (GO): proteasome core complex
Molecular function (GO): threonine-type endopeptidase activity
Source: RefSeq, a predicted model, not a curated record
CACGUCUUUCCAGCAUCUUUUUUCUAAUUUUCUCCUUAUUUCCUCUUACAUCAGCACACAAUGGAUAAACUUGUUGCCCAAUACUCGCGCCCUCCCCAUCAGAAUGAGAUGUACUCAGAGCAAGAGCAGCAGGACCUCACUGCCAGCGUCCCUCCACUCUCGCUGAAGUUCAGCCUUCCUCCUGUCGACAACCACUCUGCUUUCCUGCGUGCCAUGACCGAUGACCACUCCAAUCCCAGCUGUCCUAUCAAGCUCGCUCACGGCACAACAACCCUGGCCUUCCGGUUCCAGGGCGGUAUCAUCGUGUGUACCGAUUCGCGAGCAACAGCCGGUAACUGGAUUGCCAGUCAGACAGUCAAGAAGGUCAUUCCUGUAUCGCGGUUGAGUCGGGGCGAGGACAAGAAAUCGAACGAGCCGACGCCAGGUCUUCUGGGAACCAUGGCCGGUGGUGCAGCUGAUUGCCAAUAUUGGUUGCGGUAUUUGAGUCAGCAGUGCACUCUGCAUGAAAUCCGACACAAGCGCCGUAUCACUGUUGCGGCCGCGUCUAAGAUUCUUGCCAACCUCACUUACGCCUACAAGGGAUACGGACUUAGCAUGGGAACUAUGUUAGCAGGAAUGACGCCCCAAGAAGGACCCGCCCUGUACUACAUCGACUCCGACGGCACCCGCCUCCCCGGUAACCUGUUCUGUGUUGGAUCCGGUCAGACUUUCGCUUAUGGUGUGCUGGACGCCGAGUACAAAUACGAGCUGACUGAGGAGGAGGCAUUGAACCUCGGCCGCCGAGCCAUUCUGGCUGCCAUGCACCGUGAUGCCUACUCCGGUGGUUUCAUUAACCUGUACCACGUCAAGGAAGAGGGAUGGGUGCACCACGGAUUCGAUGACAUGAACCCUAUCUUCUGGGACACGAAGCUCCAGAAGGGCGAGUUCUCCAACGUGACAUCUGCGUUGUAAACGGGCUAGAGGAAUGAAUUUGUGUAUGUAAACCGAGGACCUGUGAAUUGCCUUUUCCGGUUAGCUUUGCCUUUUUAGGUUGAGCGCCCUAAUACACCGUCACGUAAUAAUA